GUUCGAUUUCAUUUGAUCUGCUCUGCGGUUGUGUUUACAGAGUUCUUUGUAUAUAUCCCCGGCACCAUGAAGGCCUGGGUCUGGUUUACAUUUGUCGCGUGUCUCUUUGCGGCAAGCACAGAAGCCGCCUCCAAUUUAGUCUGCUUCUAUGACUCUUCAAGUUACACAAGAGAAGGCCUGGGCAAGCUGCUCAAUCCCGAUCUGGAGAUCGCUUUGCAAUUCUGCAGCCACUUGGUCUACGGCUACGCGGGACUUCGGGGUGAAAACCUGCAGGCGUACAGUCUGAACGAGAAUCUGGAUAUCUACAAGCACCAGUUCUCCGAAGUGACCGCCCUCAAGAGGAAGUAUCCCCAUCUGAAGGUUCUGCUGAGUUUGGGCGGUGAUCGUGACAUCGACAUUGAUCAUCCCAAUAAAUACAUCGAGCUGCUGGAGGGCGAGAAGGUUCGUCAAAUUGGCUUCAUCCGAUCGGCCUUUGAUCUGGUGAAGACCUACGGUUUUGAUGGCCUGGAUCUGGCCUAUCAGUUCCCCAAGAAUAAACCGAGGAAGGUUCACGGUGAAUUGGGUUCGGCCUGGAAGAGUAUCAAGAAGCUGUUCACUGGAGAUUUCAUAGUGGAUCCCCAGUCGGCCCUGCACAAGGAACAGUUUACCGCUCUUGUUAGGGAUGUCAAGGACUCCCUGCGACCCGAUGGACUCCUGCUUAGUUUGACCGUACUGCCCAAUGUUAACUCUACUUGGUACUUUGACAUUCCCGCUCUGAAUGGCUUGUUGGACUUCGUGAACCUGGCUACCUUUGAUUUCCUGACUCCUCUUCGUAAUCCCGAGGAGGCGGACUAUACUGCUCCUAUCUACCAUCCGGAUGCAUCGAAGAAUCGUUUGGUGCAUCUCAAUGCCGAUUUCCAGGUCGACUACUGGCUGAAACAGGGAUUCCCAUCGAGUAAGCUCAAUUUGGGAGUGGCCACCUAUGGCAAUGCCUGGAAAUUGUCCAGCGGAUCGGGACUCGAUGGUGUUCCAGUGGUGCCCGAGACCAAGGGAGUAGCUCCCGAGGGCCACCAGUCGCAGAAGCCCGGCAUACUGAGCUACGCCGAGAUCUGCGGCAAGUUGUCCAAUCCCCAAAAUCAAUUCCUCAAGGGCAACGACUCGCCACUGCGAAGAAUUUCCGAUCCCACCAAGAGAUUCGGUGGCAUUGCCUAUCGCCCAGUGGAUGGCCAAAUAACCGAUGGUAUUUGGGUGAGCUACGAUGAUCCGGAUGCAGCCUCCAAUAAGGCUGCUUACGCCCGUGCCAAGAACCUGGGAGGCGUGGCCCUGUUCGACCUGAGCUACGAUGAUUUCCGUGGGCAGUGCACGGGUGACAAGUAUCCCAUCCUAAGGGCUGUCAAAUAUCGUCUAUAAAUAUGAA
Messenger RNA from Drosophila takahashii, 1396 nucleotides. It is a transcript of the gene Idgf2, whose product is annotated as Imaginal disc growth factor 2. Lineage: Eukaryota; Metazoa; Arthropoda; Insecta; Diptera; Drosophilidae. The record is from RefSeq and is a predicted model, not a curated record. Gene Ontology annotation, molecular function: chitinase activity; chitin binding. Gene Ontology annotation, cellular component: extracellular region. Gene Ontology annotation, biological process: chitin catabolic process; carbohydrate metabolic process.